UGUCCAGGCGAAUCUAAUGUGCCCUGUGUCCUUUGAAUCUACGCAAGAUCAUCCUCAUCCUCAUCCUCAUCAUUUGCACCAUCAUGAGGCCUAUCACCCGACAUCCUAGCCGCAGCCAUCUCGGCUCAAACCUCACGAUUCUAUCAGCCCGUUGACCCGCCCCGUCCGUCCCUCACACCCCUCGUUUGGCCUGAGUCUGAGGCCCGUUCCCACGUGUCUGAUCGUCGCCCUAUCUUCUAUUUGUCUAUCCAUCCAUCCAUCCAUCCAUCCAUGGAUCCAUGGAUGGCGUGUGUCGUCGUCUGAUGUGUCCGAAUUUAAGGUAGAUACGCUGCCUGCCCACCGUGAAACCGUGCUGGUCAUGCCGCUUGUAUCGAACUUGGCCCGUGAUUACCCAGGGUAUGCCCGGCCGCUGAGGGCCCAUGAAUACCUUUGGGCCUGAUUGCCGGACUACUAGCCUAUGUGGGCGUUCUGUGGCUGUUUGUGGCUAGACUGACUGUGGACUCUCAUGGAGAUUCAUCCUCGUUCGACCAGUAGGUGCAGUCCCAGUCCAGUUUCGUCGCUCGAGUCCACGCUCAACUAUUCCACCGAUCCCAUCGCCCGCUUAAGUGCCGCCUCCACCGUGGGCGUGACCACCAGUGUCGGAUUGGCGUCCGAGUCGAACUCGGCGGCCUCCUUGGUGGAGGAUAGACUUUUUCAGGAGCUCAUGGACGUGUUUGGCUCCAGCGAGCCGUCCGGCUCAUUACCGCUUGAGACCAGCCCGCCUGGACCGGCUCACACCCCACCCUUCAAGUCCACAGGGCGUGGCCUGGCUGCGGCCGGUCAGGCCCCGGGUCAGACCCCACCGCGCGGCUCUGUGGAGCAAUCCUUGUUAGCCUCGCUCUUGCCCAAAGAGAUGAUGGGCUCGAUGGUUUUGGACGCCCUCAACGGAUUCAUGUUUCUGUUGUCGAGCGAUGCUAAAUUGGACUACCUCUCGGACAAUGUCGAAGAGUUUCUGGGCUCGGGGGCCCUCUUAGAUAUGGCUCAUCAACGCUUGUACGAUUUCAUUCACCCCGAUGACCGAGCCUAUUUCCGCCAGUUGCUCCAAGAACCUCGCGUCCGGGACGUCGUUGGCGCGGGUGCAGCUCGCAAUAACAAUAAACCCCUUUUUGUGCGUUUCCGUGUGCAAUCAUCCCAUCCCGACUCCCCCAACGGCCCGUACGAAUGUCUACAAGUGUCCGUGGUGACCGUUUCGCCCAAAGAACGCAUUGUGCAUCAGGGCCGAGAUUUGAGUCGCGCUCGGUUGUUUUGUGUGGCUCGAAAAGUGAGCCAGGCCGAACGCAAGCAAUUCAUGAAGGUAGAGAUGUUCUCCACCAAGGUGGAUCCACACCAAAACUAUCGUGUACAGUUGGUGGACACCAGCGGGAUGAAUUCGCGUCACACCACCCUAAUGACCCAAAGCAUGCUGAACAAACACUUGGUCCUAGACUUGUGUCACCCGCAGGAUCGCUCCAUACUCGAGGCACACCUUGAGGCUAGUAUGAGUCAAGCUGUGGUGUCGUCCAUAUAUCGUAUGCGGAUCCUCAACUCGUACAUGAAAGUCAAAAGCAAAUCCAAAUACUACGCCGCGUGUCCGGCCGCCAACAAUUUUCAUUCCCUCAUCCUUUCGUCACAUUCCAUCAUUCCCGAAUCUGAAUCCAUGGACAAGGAUAUCGCUCCCUGUCGUGCGGAUCUGAGUGCGUCGCCCAACGGGCCACCACCGCAUGAACAUUUAUUGCGCUCGGACGUGCUCGAAGAGCUUUUCGGCCCUUCUUCGUCCUCUGGCGGGCCUGGGUCUAACGACAGCGCGUCAUCCCGUCGAGGAUCUGUGGGAUUGAGUGAGGGCGUCCCUAUCAACAACAAUGUGGUCAAAACUGAAUCGCCGAGGAGCAACAGCAGCAAUGGUAGCGGUGGACAGCCGGAUCGAGAAGAGGACUCUUCGAAACAGAAGGAUCUGCUCUUAAAACAAUUGCUCAACGUCAACUUUAACCGCGAUGACAAAACCAAAGCCAAUUCUUCGGCGCCGACCGUGUCCUCGGUGUCGUCUUCUUCGUCGAGUACGAAUUCAAGAAUCCUCCAAAUCCUGAGCCAAACCAACGACAACGUCAAGUGUUCAACUUUCGGGCCCAAUCUUUCAUUAUCUGCCACGUCGAUUCCUGGUGUGAACACUGGAUCUGGGGGCUUGAAACGCCCCGCCUCGUCCUCCUCGACCCUAUCGUCGUCCUCGUCGUCAAUGCUUGAAAGUGCGCUAGGCGCUCCUAGUCCGAAAAUGUUGUCCCGAUCCGGAGUAGGGGGCGGGGGAGGGAUGGGAAGCAGACCUGGGUGUGAGCUUCCACCUACCACCACUUAUUCUAGUGUGUGCAAAGAGAAUCCGGCUCUGGCCAAGUUGCUGGAAAAACCGUUGCACAACGCCGUGUCAGUCCCACCCCCGGUGCCCACCAAAUGGCACCAAGAGCCGAGGGAGACGUUGCCCAAAGGCGAAGAUGAAAUGCGCAAAUUCUUACCUCCACAUCCGGCUGAACGAGCCUCAUUAUUAUCGUCAGCAUCGGCUACUGCCACGUCCAAUUUAUCUACCUCGUCGAUGUCGUCUUCGCCGUCCACAUCGACCAGUUUAGGCGAAUCCGGUGCCAGUGCCACAGUUCUACAGCCUCGAAGCAAUGAAUUCGCCUCCUCGUCAUUGAUCCCUUCGAGUCUGAAUCAUCAUAGUGCGGGUGUAUCAAAUCAUUUCUUUAAUGACCUCGACCCCGAGUUGAGCAAUAUUCUUGAUGAAGUGAUCGACAUUCAAGAGAAACAGCACAGCUCACUAGCCAGCUCUACCUCCACGUCUGGACCUCAAAAUCUCAUCCCGUCCCCUGGGGUUGCGGGUUGUUCACUUGUACCUGGUGCCACAUCUGCCUCCUCGUCGUCGUCGUCGUCGUCGUCGUCUUUGUCAUCGAGUGUGGGAAUGAUGUCCAUGGCAGGGCGGAACAAUUCCUCUUCCGGUGUGGCCUCUUCCACAUCAGCCUCCUCGUCCAUAACAACCUCCUGCUCCUCGUCAUCAGCCUCGUUCUUCAACAAAGAUCAAUCGGCGAUGGCGGAUAUUGAACACAUCGAGAAGUACCUCGCCAGCUCCGAAAGUAGUGGCAUGUUUUUCCAUCAUAAUCAUCAUCAUCAACAGCAACAGCAGCAACAGCAGCCCAACAGCAGCAUCAUGAACGACAAUCACCGGAAAAUGCUCAACCGCAGCCUGUCGCUCCCGCCUGGAACCAUGAGUUUAGCCCAAACCGCAGGUUCCAGUCAUCCGACUGGGGUCAUAAACCGAGGUAUUCAAUCGAUAGCGGGAACAGGACGAUCAGCGCCCAAUCCGCUGUCUGUGGCUUCCAACAACAAUCAGGGCAUCGCCAGCGGGCUCCAUCACAUGGGAGCCAACAACGGCUGUCCAAAUCCCGUUUCACUCGUGCCCCGUAUGAAUGAGUUGUUCGAAGUAGUCCCUCCCAACAUGUCAUUACCUCCCACGCCUGAUAUUGACUCACUAGUGAUGAUCCAGCAGAGGCAACGCCGAAUGUCUAGUGGUGGCACAACUUCCAAUACCCGAAGAGGUCCACAGCAUAGGUCACCUUCAGGUGGACCCAAUUUAGCGUUCCAAUCUUUGGUGUCUCCACCCAAUCGAUCUGUUUCGCAAUCUCAGCAACCCAUAGCUGGAAGAGGUGGCAACAGCCUCCCGAUGAGUUCCUCCAAUAACGGAGGGAGUCAAUUGCUCAUGCAACAGCUCAAUUCCGGGCCAAUGGGAGGGAAUCGAGGAGGAAAUGUUCCCCAGUUAUCUCACCAACCAUUCUCGCGACAAAGCCCAUUUUUAGGCCAACAUCAAGUUCGUCCUACUCCAAAUAAUGUCAUGGGCAGCAUGAGAGGGCAAAUGCAAUAUCCCACUACGCAGCCACAACAACCGCUCCAACAACCACAGCAACAACCACAGCAACACCAGAGACAUUCUCUUCAAUCACCUUACUCAUCUUCUCAUCAGAAUCACCGGAUGGGAUCGAGUCCCUCGUCAACGUCCUCAUAUCCGAAUAGAGGCUUCCAGUCGAAUAGCCAUCCGGACGAGAGUCAAUCCUUGUUGCAGAAGCUCCUAUCUGAUGGGUCAAGCUGAGUGCUCAGUGACGAACGGCAAUUAUUACAUGGUAAUAACUGAAGUUUUGCCAUGUGAAAUGCGGCUCUCACGCCUCAAAGAGGCCUCAGAGAGUGGUGGUUUCUAGAGGCAAAGGUGGUGAUAGUUCGUUCCUCUAUGACUGUGCAUGUGGGAAUCCGACAAAUGACCAAAUGACUAAAAUGAUCUUUGCCUUGGCCGUAGUUGUUGACCAUUUUGGGAUCUCCCCACGGACCGCAAAGCUGCGAGUGUUGACUGACCUCUAGCGAAGUCCUCAGCUCGUUAUCAUCUACCGUCUGUAGUAUGUUCUCUAGAUAUCUCAUGAGCUAACAUAUCGAGGACUUCUGUUCGAUAGGGUGGAUGCCGCCGAAAAAAAAACAACAGAAUCUAAAAUGUUGCAACUGUUAGACUGAAAGGGAUCAAGUGUCCUGUGCCUGCGCAAAAAAACACAACACAACAGAGCAUUAUUUAUCAUCCGCUAACGUUUUCAAAGCAAUUCCUAAUUCAAGCCAAAAGUCAAUCGAGUAGUGAAAGUAGCAAAGAGACAAACACGUAAUCUAUUCGUUGCGAUCUUGCGACAACAAAAGAAGCAUCAUCAUAAGGAUCAUAAUGAAUCAAAUCCUCUUCAUCCUCUUGGAUUCUGAUAUAUUUUUGAAGCAAUUGAAAAUACCUAUUAAUGUAAGGACGAACUGGUCAUCCGUAAUCAUUUUCAUCAGCAAUGACCACCAUCUUGUGUUCCGUGGUUUCUUUUGCGGCGGGUUGCAUCCAAUCCCCUCCAACCUCCACCCCAAAAAGUUGAAUCGCUUGUCUGAAUUUGAACCCGCCCAAACCGAAUGCUAUGCGAAUAGCAUGAACCUUUUGAUGAAUUUGCACUCUGAUGUUUGAUCAUAUUGUCUGCUUGGCAGAAAGAAAUACAAACUGAUAAUUUUCUGAUUGUC
Tigriopus californicus is the source of this 5076-nucleotide messenger RNA. RefSeq lists its product as uncharacterized. The transcript has 2 exons. NCBI's taxonomy places the organism in Eukaryota, Metazoa, Arthropoda, Copepoda, Harpacticoida, Harpacticidae. The record is from RefSeq and is a predicted model, not a curated record. Bases 506 to 4141 code for a protein of 1211 amino acids.